Guyanagaster necrorhizus is the source of this 267-nucleotide messenger RNA. RefSeq lists its product as uncharacterized. Bases 1 to 267 code for a protein of 88 amino acids. NCBI's taxonomy places the organism in Eukaryota, Fungi, Basidiomycota, Agaricomycetes, Agaricales, Physalacriaceae. The record is from RefSeq and is a predicted model, not a curated record. The transcript is spliced from 3 exons.
AUGUCUUUGCAGGAGAAACAAGACAUUGUUCAAGCCUUAGGAUUUUCGCAUCGAGGUCAUUUCUACAACUGCAUAAAUGGCCACACGUUCGUUAUCACAGAGUGCGGAGGAGCGAUGGAGGCUAGUCAAUGUCCUGAAUGUAGAGCGCCGAUAGGCGGCGGAAACCAUAGGCUCGACAGCUCCAAUACCCGCGCUCGAGAAUAUGAGGACAUCUCACGACAGCAAGGGGGAAAAGAAAGCCCAUGGGUGUGGGCAGCCGACGCUUAA